UCCGGCAGUAGUCCAUAGCAUCCAGGCGUGGUGUCAACUCGCACUUUGGACUCAAGUCAGAAGCAUUUUAUUAUUUCUUCAUUUACAGCAUCAUGAAUUCAGCCGAGUUCCAGAAAGCAGCUGAGGAUGUUAAAAAGCUGAAGAACAACCCCUCAGACCAAGAUCUGUUGGAGGUGUACAGUCUAUAUAAACAGGCCACGGUCGGCGAUGUCAACACAGCUCGGCCAGGAAUGUUAGAUUUAAAAGGCAAAGCUAAAUGGGAUGCUUGGAAUGGAAAGAAAGGAAUGAGUAAAGAAGACGCAGAGCAAGCCUAUAUAACAAAAGUAGAACAGAUGAAAGGAACGUACGGAUUUGAUUAACAAGACAAUGGAUUAUAGGCACAGCUUAACAAUCAACAUUCAGUGAACAACAUCUAUUCCUCAAUGGUAGUGAUUAGAGCCUUACAUGUGCAUAUUAUGUGUUCUUUUUAGCAUUAUAAAUUUAGAUAGAUAUUUUAGAUGAUUUGUACUUUUUGAAAUAUUAUGACCUCAUAUGAAAUAAAAAUUCAUUUUGAUCAACGAACCAAUGUUUAAACUCAUAUACACAUAUGAAUUGUUUUCUGUACUUUUGUAAAGUUAAAAAAAAAAUUGUGUGUAACACUUGUUUACUUGUUUUCACAAUGUUUAUUGAAAAAUCAUGUAUUGUGAUGUUUUGAUAAUUAAAGUAAAUGUACCUCAGUUACAUCAUUUGAUAAGACUUAAAGUGUACCACCAUUGAAUAUAUUUGAAUUCAAUUUGGAUUAUUGCACAGAAAAAAAAUGAAGUUUUGGGAUUUGCUCAACCUUUCUGCUUUUAAGAUAUAAUCUUACAUAAAUUGGUGCUCAUAAGGUGAAUUGUAGGUAUAAUUUAGGGACUUGGCAAGAAUUUGCAGUUGGCAACUUCUAGCAAUUACUCUGUAAAAUAAAUUCCUGUCUUUCCAAAUAUCUCUUCCCAUGAUCAUUUCAUGUUUUGAUACCAAGUAUUAUUUUGAAAUUCAUCUGGAAGGGUGUUUUUUUUUUUUUUUUUUUUGUUUUUUUUUUUUUUUUUUUGAAUGAAUUCAAAAAGGGAAUUAACUGUUUAAAAAAUUUUGGGGGAAAAAAACUUGAUGAACAAAGGAUGAUAACUCUAAGAAACCUGCUUUGGAUAAUCUGAGGUCCUUUCUGACUGGUCAGAUUUUAAGCUUUGAUUUGUGAUUCAUACAUAUAUAUGUGUAAUUUGUGUUUUCACUUUUUGAUUGCCUUGAUUUAAAAUGGUAAUUUUAUAACUAGACUAUAUUUGCUUCAUUCCACAUUACAUGCAAUUUUUUGAUCUCUUGGUGAAGGGCAUUUGUACAAAUAAUUUAUGUAUAUUGAUUAAAGAUUGAUUAUUUUUUUCAUCUUGCAAUCUGGUUUUUAUUGUCUUAACAAACAGAGGAUUUAAACUUUCCUCCUGUCAGUCAUACCAACUUGAUUUUGAAUUAAAUUUUGCCGUAUUAUUUAUCUUGUAUACUUAACAGGGGGGCUCAAAAAUUUUAUAUAUUUGCCAUUUACAUUUUGAAUUUGAAUAUUUGAACACAAUCAAUUUUUAAAAAAUGGCCAACUAUUUUUUUGUCUGAUGCAUAUAAGUAUUAAAGAAACUGAUUGAUUCUUAUUUAGAGUUGCCAUGUUUCAAAAUGGUUUUAUUUUAAUCAAUGGUAAAAUAUUUCGGAAUAUGUAUGGAUGGAAUUUUACUAAUAAUUUGUAAACGAAGAACCAAUAAACAAUUAUGUUUGCCUGAAUUUAUUGGAAUGCUUAAAAUUUGAGAAGAAAUGUACAUGUUUUAAUGAGACAUGAAACCUUUGACAUGUUUUCCGAUUUGUUCUUUGACAAAAUUUAGCAUUUUAAAACAAUUUUUACACUUUUAUUAUCUAUAUGAAUAAACACUUGCCAAGCAUGGAUAA
Molecule: messenger RNA, 1935 nt
Organism: Saccostrea echinata
Lineage: Eukaryota; Metazoa; Mollusca; Bivalvia; Ostreida; Ostreidae
Product: acyl-CoA-binding protein-like
Exons: 5
Coding region: 93-359 (88 amino acids)
Biological process (GO): fatty acid metabolic process
Molecular function (GO): fatty-acyl-CoA binding
Source: RefSeq, a predicted model, not a curated record